Molecule: messenger RNA, 558 nt
Organism: Aureobasidium vineae
Lineage: Eukaryota; Fungi; Ascomycota; Dothideomycetes; Dothideales; Saccotheciaceae
Source: the annotation of a GenBank genome assembly
AUGCCUAGAGGCAACAAGUCCAAGGAAGAUCUCGAAAAAGAAGUCAAGACACUUCGAGACAGCGUGAACGCACUUCAAAGCUGGAAAGCCCAGAACCUAAAACACAAAACCGACAACGUGGAACUCAGAACUGUUCACCUGCGCCAGGAACAGAGAAUCAACGAGCUUCGUGGAGAGAUCGACACAUUGUCAAAGGAUAACGACACCCUUCGCGGCAAUCUUACUGCUUUAAAUGCGAAUGUGGAUCAGUGGGAGGAAUACUCGAACGAAAAACGAGACGAGCUUGCGAAGUUGAAUCUUUAUACAGACGAAUUUGAAACUCGUGUGAGCGAUCUCCAGGAGUGCAAUGAAGACCUUGAAGAUUGUCUCGUCACAAAGAAGAUCAAAUCUCAAGCUCUCAAGGCUGAACAUCAGGAACUCAAACGUAGCAACGAGGCUUUGUGGAAGACUAUCGAGUACCUUGACGAGGUAGUCGAGGAAGAUCAGAUCGAAGUUCUGCGUCUGCGUCAGGGAAUCCUGGCCCUCAAAGAGCACUGGGAAUCGAGUAUGCAGGAGUGA